This is a messenger RNA of Polyodon spathula (Mississippi paddlefish), 546 nucleotides long. RefSeq names its product protein FAM237A-like. The record is from RefSeq and is a predicted model, not a curated record. The transcript has 2 exons. Lineage: Eukaryota; Metazoa; Chordata; Actinopteri; Acipenseriformes; Polyodontidae. The coding region runs from base 1 to 546 and encodes 181 amino acids.
AUGGACUCCAUGAGUAGAGCUCGAAUAGGCUGGACCCUCAGACUCACAUAUACCCUCCUGAUAAUCGGAACACUAUGUGUCAGCCCACAUAUGUGCCACAGCCAGAUCGACCCCCUGGCUCUGGGGAAAGCAGACCCACAGUGCUGGGAGUCCUCCUCAGCACUCCUUUUAGAAAUGAGAAAGCCACGCAUCUCUGACACUGUCUCGGGCUUUUGGGACUUUAUGAUCUACUUGAAGUCAUCUGACAACAUGAAGCACGGAGCUCUGUUUUGGGACUUGGCCCAGCUCUUCUGGGAUAUCUACGUGGACUGCGUGCUAUCCCGAACACAUGGCCUGGGACGCAGACAACUCUCUGAAAGGAAGCAGGAAAUAAUGGGUCUGCAUUCCUUUAUCACAGACAAGUCAUAUAUCCGGGGACAAAGAAGAGAUUACCCAAAAAACAAAUAUACUCAAGACUUGAUAGGAAUCCAUGUACCCAGAAAUGCACCUGGGGUACUGGGGAGGAUAACCAAAUUCCUAGGCUUAAAGAGGAGCUCCAGAAUGUAG